Molecule: messenger RNA, 3893 nt
Organism: Eublepharis macularius
Lineage: Eukaryota; Metazoa; Chordata; Lepidosauria; Squamata; Eublepharidae
Product: zinc finger protein OZF-like
Exons: 5
Coding region: 1255-3024 (589 amino acids)
Biological process (GO): regulation of transcription by RNA polymerase II
Molecular function (GO): RNA polymerase II cis-regulatory region sequence-specific DNA binding; DNA-binding transcription factor activity, RNA polymerase II-specific
Source: RefSeq, a predicted model, not a curated record
UGUGGCCCCUGGCCAAGGAAGGGCCGCCCAGGCAGAAGGGGAGGGGGCCUUUCCGGACUCCUGAGCCCCACAUUGCAGGCCUUCGGGAAGGGGUUUCCCCCUCCCAGUCCCCCCCCCCCCGGCUUUCCUCCCGUCUCCCCAAACCUCCUCUGUUGCACGGUUUGCAACCAAGCCCGCCUGGCUGCCCCUUCGCCUUCCCGGCGCCUGCCCCAAGGGCACCCCUUUCUCCUUCUCCCUUGUGAACGUGUGUCUUUUUUCUUUUUUUAAAUUAACAGUUAAAUACGAUUUUAUUUUAUUCUAUCAAAUUUGUACCUCCCCUCCCUGUGAGUGGGCUGAGGGUAGCUAACGCCUUAUGUUACACAAUUAAAACCAUAUACAUAUCCAAAACCCAUAAAAAACAAUAUAAAACAGUUAGCACCAUGAUUGCAUUGCUACCUCCACACAUCGGCCAGGUUGCGCUGAUCCAUCAAUAUCCAAUUACUGAUUUAGCCAUCCAAGUGAAAAAGCACCCGUUGCCGCUGCUGGGAGUCUGGGGUGGGGGAAAUGCGGGGAAACCUGCCCCCCCUGCAGAAGCCCCGGUGGCCCGGGAGGGCAGCAGCAAGGGGGGGGAUCACACAAGUCUCUUCCCCCACCAUCUCAUCCUCCCUCCUUCGUGUCCCUCCCCUGAGGUCUUGGGGCCGUUUUCCUGCUCUGCUGGGCGUGCCUGGAGAGGUGUUUUCCCUAAGGAUUAUUAACCACAGUUGCAGGAUUUUUUCAGACUCAGUGGCCAGAAGAAAUAUAGACCUGGUCUGUAUUUCUAGGGGGAAAAGCAUCACAGCCAGGAGAGGCAGAAUGGAGAGAAACAUUUCCCCUGCAGGGCUAGUUUUCUCUGUGCAGGGAGUCCAGCAGUCCAUCCCUUCACCCCAGGGGCUCUUCCACCCCCUGACCAGCAGAGUCCCAGACGGUCUUGACUUCCCUCAGAGGGGACGAGGGAGAGGUUUUGUCUCCUGGCAGGGCCAGGGGCUCCUCUCGCUGGAAGAGAUCUGCAGUUUGGGAAGAAGCAUUGGGAGGGGUACGGAUGAAGGAGGAAUGGGGGGGGGGAAACGUGGGGCCAAGCCCUUCUGAGGCUGAGAGAGAGAAUCCAGUUUCUUGGAUUGGGCCCCAGAGCCAGUGCAGAGAGAGGUUCCCUGAAGGGACUGGCGCAGGCGUACUAAAAAGGGUUUCCCACCCUCUUUCUUUCUCUCCCUCCCAGGCAGCAGUGAAAAGGCUCCCUUGAUGGCUUCUCCACCGUCUCCUCCACGUGGUGAAGGGAAAAGGCCAGCCAUGCGGCCAGCUCAGAGUCCGGUGUCCUUCGAAGAGGUGGCUGUGCGUUUCACCCGGGGGGAGUGGAGCCUGCUGCGCCCGGCCCAGAGAGCCCUGUACAAGGAAGUCAUGCUGGAGAACUUUGGCCAUGUGGCCUCUCUGGGUCCUCAAGUUGCCAAACCUGACCUCAUAUCCUGGCUGGAAGAGGAGGCGGAAAAGCUGUUUCUCCUGAUUUCUGGUGAAGAGGACGGAUUGGCAGAGCCCCUGUCUGUCAUCUUUGAGAAUUCUUGGCCUAGAGAGGAGGUGCCAGAAGAUUGGAGGUGGGCAAACGUCUUCCCCGUCUUCAAGGAGGAGGAGCCAGCAGGAGGCGUGUGGGAGUCAGCAAAUGACACGAAAGAACAUCCAGUGAUGGAGAAAGAGGAAAUGUAUUCAGAUGGGAAGGAAAAAGCUGAAUAUUGUGAUGGACUGAAGAAGGAGGAGGAAAAAGAUCCUAAUGAAGGGGGGAAUCCUUCCGGUCUAUUAGAGUGGAGUGAUGCUAUACAGGAAAACCUAUACCCAGGCAAGAAGAACUGGAAUGAGCUCACUGCAAGCAAGGAAAAUACUCCCAAGAAAUCAGAUUUUAAUACUCAAUGGAGCACAUGUAACAAAAAGAAAAUAUUUCAGUGCCUGGAGUGUGGGAAGAGCUUCAGUCGCAGAGGAAUGCUUUCUUCCCACCAAAGAAUUCACUCAAGGGAGAAACCCUAUAAAUGCCUGGAGUGUGGGAAAAGCUUCCGCACGAGUUCAGACCUUACCUCACAUGAAAGAAUUCACACUGGGGAGAAACCCUAUACAUGCCGGGAGUGUGGGAAAAGCUUCUGUUCGAGUUCUGUCCUUACCUCACAUGAAAGGAUUCACACUGGAGAAAAACCAUAUACAUGCCUGGAGUGUGGGGAAAGCUUCAGUCAGAGUAGUCACCUUACUUCCCAUCAAAGAAUUCACUCAGGGGAAAAGCCAUAUAAAUGCCAAGAGUGUGGGAAAAGUUUCAGUCGGCGUGACAGCCUUUCUUCCCACCAAAGAGUUCACUCAGGGGAAAAACCAUAUAAAUGCCUGGAGUGUGGGAAGCACUUCAGUCAAAGUAGAAACCUUUCUUCUCAUCAAAGGAUUCACACAUGGGAGAAAACCUAUAAAUGCCUGGAGUGUGGGAAAAGCUUCAGUCAGAGUGGAAAGCUUACUCUCCACCAAAGAAUUCACACAGGGGAGAAACCUUAUAAAUGCCUGACGUGUGGGAAAAGCUUCUGUUCGAGUUCAGGCCUUAUCUCACAUGAAAGGAUUCACACAGGGGAGAAACCAUAUAAAUGCUUGGAGUGUGGGAAGAGUUUCAGUUGGAGUGGAAAACUUACUGUCCAUCAAAGAAUUCACUCGGGGGAGAAACCAUACAAAUGCCUGGAGUGUGGGAAAAGCUUCAGUCAGAGUACAAACCUUUCUUCUCAUCAAAGGAUUCACACAGGGGAGAAACCCUAUAAAUGCCUGGAGUGUGGGAAAAGCUUCUGUUCGAGUUCAUACCUUACCUCACAUGAAAGGAUUCACACAGGAGUAAAACCAUAUAAAUGCCUGGAAUGUGGGAAAAGUUUCAGUCAGAGUGGAAGCCUUUCAUCCCACCAAAGGAUUCACACAGGAGAGAAACCAUAUAAAUGCCUGGAGUGUGGGAAAAGUUUUAGUCGGAGUGGUAACCUUACUUCCCAUCAAAGAGUUCACAUAGGAUGAAAAUCAUGGAAGUGCUUCAAGUAUGGAAGGAUGUUACGUCAGGUACAUUGGCUUUCAGCAUUUCCAAGCAGUCAAAUAAAACAGUGUAAUGUGUUCCAUAAUCCUACUACAUUAAUCAGAAAGUGUGUUCCAGACUCAUCAGCGCAGGCGCAGUUUGCACGCCUGAGAAAAGGGCUGCCCCCCUCCCUUCCCUUCGCUUCCCUGAUAGGCUGGGGGAGGGGAGGGCCCGCCUGUCAAAGCAGAAGCCCAAAUCCAGCCAGUUGGGCUGCAGAAAGGGUGGCGCGCUUCCCUGCCAUUCGCUGCUGGGAACGGGGCCGCAACGGGCAGGCUGGCAAACACAGCAGGGACCGGCUGCCUGCACCCCUCUGCUCCCUCCCCCUGCCAUGUAACCCAUGCUUCCAGCCGAUCUGGUGUGGCCCCGAAUGGGCCAUACCAGUGGCUGGAAGGUGCAGUGGGGCCACCAGAUCUACCAUCUCUUUGCUGACCAGUAGACACAUUGUCUCUGAUCCCUUGGAGACCAGGUCUACCACCUCUUCCUUUGCCUCUGGACCCAUGGAGACCAGGUGUACCCACCAUAGUUCUGCUGGCAGGGUAGACCUGGAUUCCAGACUCCCAGAGGCCAGAUCUACCUACCAUUCCUUUGCUGGUCAGGUAGACCUAUCACUUCAACAACAGGGGGCUCCUCCCUACAAAUGCUACACCAUAGAAGAAAAACCUCGGUCUACAGAAAUACAUGUAAAAUUUGUAACGUUUUAUAAAGUUUUAUGUAAUUUUUAUAAAGUUCAGUGCAUAAUACAAAGUGCUAAAGUGCUGAUAAAUAAAUUACAAUAAAUAUCCGAUAAAUAAUUUAGUAAAGAUACAUGCAAUCC